UGAAUGGGUCGAACCCGAAAUAAUAAAAACUCUAUUCACUAAAUGAAUACGAGUGAAAUUAUGUUGGGUGACAUUUACGCUCACUGUGUGCAAUUUUCUCUCAACAGACACAGUCACAGUGGUAAUGAAAGGCUUGUAUCUUGAGCUGGUCAAAAUACAAGCCAUGUUCACAACCAUUGAUUUUUCAAACAAUGUUUUCACAGGAGAGAUUCCGGGGGUGAUUGGCGAGCUUAAAUCAUUGAAGGGGCUUAACUUCUCUAGUAACAAGCUUAACGGUUCAAUUCCAUCCGCCUUCGGUAACUUGACCAGUCUCGAAUGGCUGGACAUCUCCUCAAACGUGCUUUCCGGUGAGAUUCCAAGGCAGCUAGCCGAUUUGACGUGGCUUGCUAAGUUAAACCUAUCAGGAAACCAGUUGGUUGGACCAAUACCUCGUGGCAAGCAGUUUGAAACGUUUGAAAAGGAUUCAUACAGUGGAAAUUUGGGGUCGUGUGGAUAUCCACUGUCUAAAACAUGUAUCAACGACGAAGCACCUCCACCACCAUUGUUUGAUCAGCAAGAUGGUGAUUUGAAUGGAUUUGAUUGGAAAAUAGUAUGGAUGGGUUAUGGAUGUGGAAUGGUAAUUGGAUUGUCUGUGGGAUAUUUCCAUUGGAAAAGUUGAUCGGCGGGUAAGGGUCAUGGGAAGAGAAAUAAGAAGCAGAAUGGUGAAAAGGGCCAAGAAGACUGGUGCUGGAACUAGAAAGUAGUGAUGGUCUAUUCCUUGGUUAUUACAAAGUCGUUCUAAGUAUUGGUUAUUUUGGUCCAGUUUUUUCUUAUUUUAGAGUUGCUUUUUGUUUAACUUUUUAGGGAGGGGUUUUGGUCGAAGUCCCCCUCUCCCGAUUUGUAUUUUAUCUUUCUACUUUUAAGUUUCAACAAAUAAAAGAAUG
Messenger RNA from Rosa rugosa (rugosa rose), 923 nucleotides. Its product is annotated as receptor-like protein 9DC3. NCBI's taxonomy places the organism in Eukaryota, Viridiplantae, Streptophyta, Magnoliopsida, Rosales, Rosaceae. The record is from RefSeq and is a predicted model, not a curated record. Gene Ontology annotation, molecular function: protein binding. The transcript has a single exon. The coding region runs from base 125 to 658 and encodes 177 amino acids.